AAGCGCUAACCCUUGGAACUGCUGGCUGGCAGCUGCCUUUCAUCCUUUUUGUCUUGAACUUAGCAAAGCGUAUGUCGAUCGAUUCUGAUGAAAUUAAUCUAGGCAAGCUUUCUUUCCUUUCUUUAUCACAACUCCAUCGCUUGGAGCCACUUCGACUAAAGCCUCGACAUCGUCCAAAGCGAAUAAUCGACCUGCCACCUCUCGAUCCAUCCAUCUCCAUUUUGUAUCCUCAGGCUUCAGCUAUAAUCAUCUCCAAUGGAUCGACACGGUUCGCCUGGCCUGGCCCCACGCAACGAUGGCGGUUCACGAAUCCAAAAAGCAGAAUCUGGCGCGGACAAAGCCGCGAAGCUCGCCGCAUUGAAACAACGUGUAUCGGCAGCAAUAGGAACCAGCAAGGCGAAAGGUGGAUUAAACGUCGGUCUUCACCCGGCUUUAGAAGAUAUCGGACAAUGGAAACCUGGCGGCAAGGCCAACGACUCGAAAUCCGGCCCAGGAUCACGAUCGCGCAAUGAUUCUGGCAGACCACAACUAAAACAGAAACCCCUCGACCUAACCGGUCCAUCACAAGAAGAAAUCAAGAGCAACCCUUACUUCGACUCGAGCUUGGGCGCACCGACCGCGAAGCCGAGGCAAUCCCGACAGCUUAUAUUCAACCAAAAGGGCAAAUACAUCCAACAAGCAAACGCGCUACGACGGCAAGCUGCUCUCGAAGCUUUAAAAAAGAAGAUCGCAGCAGGUACACGGAAAGUUGGCAUAGAUGAAGAUAAAGACGUAGAGAAGAACUUCGUGGUCGAAGCACCGCCGGAUGUUGAGUGGUGGGACGAAGGUUUAAUAGACGGCAAGAACUACGACGACAUUGAGAACCCUCAAGUCGUCAAGAUCGAUACCGACGACACCAUAGUCACGCGAUACAUCCAACAUCCCGUCCCCAUCGAACCACCUCAAGACAAGAACGCGCCCCAGCCGAAACCCAUGUACCUCACUGCCACUGAACAAGCGAAACUCCGUCGCCAGCGGCGAAUGGCCGAUUUGAAGGAAGAACAAGCCAAGAUCCGACUAGGCUUAGUCCCCGCACCACCUCCCAAAGUCAAGAAGGGCAACCUAAUGCGCGUGCUCGGUGAAGAAGCCGUUAAAGAUCCUACCGCUGUCGAAGCGCGCGUGAACCGCGAAAUCGCAGAUCGACACACGAAGCACGUACAAGCAAACGAAGACCGUAAACUCACCAAGGAGCAAAAACACGAAAAACUCGCCGCGAACCAGGAGAAGGACGCGCAGAAGGGAUUACACAUGCUGGUGUUUAAAGUGAACAGUUUAGCGAACGGACAACACCGAUAUAAGAUCAACAUCAACGCGGACCAAUUAUCGCUCACGGGGAUAGUAAUCAUGCAUCCGAAGCAGAACUUGGUUAUUGUGGAAGGUGGCGAGUGGUCGAUUCGGCAUUACAAGAAACUACUGCUUAAGCGUAUAAACUGGACCGAGAACCUACCAACCCGAGAUAAAGACGCGCAGAACGACGCUCUGAAGCAAUGGCUUAAGGCGGAGACCGAAGAGGGCGAUCUAAAAGACUUGGCUGAGAAUCAGUGUAAACUUAUAUUCGAGGGUGAGAUUAAAUCCCGCGCUUUUCGCAAAUGGGGAUCGAAAGUUUGCGAGACGGAUACCGAGGCCAGGGACGUCUUGUCUAAGUCUAAGAUGGAGAAUUUCUGGAACCUUGCAAAGUCUACCCAAUAGUUAAGGAGAGCUACUACCUCAUAAUUGUAUAGAUACCAGGAGGUAGUCGCUUGGGCUAGGGGAAAUUGUAAUAAAAUCACUUUUAAUUGACCA
This is a messenger RNA of Hypoxylon trugodes, 1821 nucleotides long. Its product is annotated as PRP3-domain-containing protein. Gene Ontology annotation, cellular component: U4/U6 x U5 tri-snRNP complex. The transcript has a single exon. NCBI's taxonomy places the organism in Eukaryota, Fungi, Ascomycota, Sordariomycetes, Xylariales, Hypoxylaceae. Bases 256 to 1728 code for a protein of 490 amino acids. The record is from RefSeq and is a predicted model, not a curated record. Gene Ontology annotation, biological process: mRNA splicing, via spliceosome.